Molecule: messenger RNA, 2193 nt
Organism: Medioppia subpectinata
Lineage: Eukaryota; Metazoa; Arthropoda; Arachnida; Sarcoptiformes; Oppiidae
Source: the annotation of a GenBank genome assembly
AUGAAGCUCUUAUUAAUACAAGUGAUUUGUACAUUUUGCAUCGCUAAUUGCGCGGUGCAAAUUGGACUGGCACCUGACCAAAUACCACCGGUCACCAUCAACUUGGCACAGCCCAGUGCGCUGGAAACAUCUGCAAAGUCAGCCUCAAAGCCUACGGUUUUCAUGAGCGAGGAUGUGGCCAAACAAGUACCAAAAUUGACACUGGGUGGCGUGGGUGAAUCCAUACCGGCCAUGGCGUUUGGCACCAAGGACAUUGUCUACAAUAAGCAAGCCACAUUGUUGCGGCGAUUUAACAACGACCAAAAAGCGGCCGAGGUGAUAAUUGAGGCGCUUAAAUCGGGCUACAGGCACAUCGACUCGGCCUACUUCUACAACGUGGAGCACGCCAUAAACAUAGCGCUGGCCCUACUGUCCAGUAAAAACCUGAUCAAACGGCACAACCUGUACAUUACCACAAAGGUGUGGAUGACUUUUCAUCGCAGGGAUCGGGUGCUCAAGGGUUUGAAAGUAUCCCUGGUCGACAUGGGUGUGGAGUACGUGGACAUGGCCAUUUUGCACUACCCGACUGGGCUCCAGGAUGGUGCAGAAAUCUGGCCACUCUACCCGAAUGGUACGUCGAUGCCCAGGUCGUUUGAGAAAAAUGAUUUUCUGGAGGCCUGGAAGGGUAUGGAAAAGGCCAAUAGGCUGGGCAUCGCCAAGGCUAUAGGUGUGGCCAACUUUAACACUGAGCAGCUCAAAACGCUGUUGAGCAAGGCCACAGUUAAACCGGCGAUUAACCAGGUGGAGUGCAAUCCGACGUACCAGCAAAACGAGAUGCUCGAGUUUUGCAACCAAAACGGCAUAAAAAUGGUCGCCUAUUCGCCGUUGAGAGGCGGCGACUAUCAGUUGGUGGACAACCCGGCGCUCGCGGCGAUCGGCAAAAAAUACAACAAAACCGGCGCACAGGUGGCCCUGCGCUGGAACUUUCAACGCGGUGUUGUUGUGCUGCCAAAGGCGGCCAAAAAGAAACACCAGGAUGAUAAUAUAGAUAUUUUUAAUUUUGAAUUGACCCAGGAGGAUAUGGAUAAAAUUGCCAAUAUUCCCCAGUUGCCCCGUGUCCUACAAGUGCCCUCACUGAUAAAUAACAAGCCAGCAUUCGUGUAUUUCGGUUGGGAUUGGUCAUUUUUCAUGUACUUACAAUGCGGACUAUUGCUCCGGGUCAAAUCGGCCAUACAACACUCGGGUGAUUGGAAAACGUUGAGCAAGGCGGUCACUCUGCAGAACUUUGGAAUGAGACCAGACUUUUUACCAUAUAUGGAUUUUCUACCCAAAGAUUACACCUAUAGUUACACUAUAUUGACAGCAAUUAGACGCUCUGAUAGUAGACAGUACUUUAAGUUUGUACCGGUUUUUAAUUUGCAAGUAGCUAUGAUCGAUGUGACUGCACCCCUGCUCGAGCAGACAAUGCACACCACUCGCAAACUGACCCAGAUAUUAAACCGAACCAAUAGACCAUUAUUAAACUACACCCUGCUUAUAAUGUUUAGCCUAUGGUAUUUAAUGUGCGUGUUAUUGACCAACACGUUUGCCGAAAAAAUAAUGACCGGGAUGUUUGCGAUGGAUGUAUAUCCGGUGGUGGACUCGCUGGAGGAGCUAGUUCAAAUAAAAAAGAUUAAAAUAAAAUCGGAUUACCACGAUUUAAACGGUUUGGCACCCAUUAAGCCCAUUGAGAGUAAACUUUUAACCCCGCGACUCAAAAGUGAUCGUAAAUAUUUUGAUAAUUUGCGCAAGGCCAAACAGCGUGAUUUCGAAACUGCACUUGUUGCCGGUAUACAUACUGGUAAAUACGUUAGGCUAGAUUACGAAGGUAUGACACAAAAUAUGCGCCACACUUAUGCGGGAAAGUUUCCACAGCUGUAUAUAUCGGAUAAUAAGUAUCGAUAUAAUCCUCAGGCGGUUACUAUCGGUAGGAAACAUGAUAAAUAUCGACAACUACUUAGCGCGUUCCGCAUAGGGUUUGAGAACGGGCUGUAUAUUCACCAAAAAUUGCAAACAGAUAUGAUAUUUCUGCACACUUUUGACACGACUCGUGAAAACAGACAGUUUUCCAGUGAAAUGGAUGACAAAACCUAUACUUUUGGUGAACUACUAAAGGGUCCGUUAAUAUUGUUGGCCGGACUCUAUCCCUGCGCUCUCAUUGUAUUCUUAUGNUGA